Somion occarium is the source of this 2194-nucleotide messenger RNA. The record is from the annotation of a GenBank genome assembly. Lineage: Eukaryota; Fungi; Basidiomycota; Agaricomycetes; Polyporales; Cerrenaceae.
CAACGAGUCGGAAGAGAAGGAUUACAGUAAAUGUUUGACGCCCAUAAAGUGAACAAUGCUUCUUGCCUUCACGCGUCGAAGGAAGAGUAUUGUAUAACAUCCCCUGCACAUGGCUAUCGUGCACUAGCCUCGUUGCUUUCAUUCUCAAUACCAUCGCUGCCACUUUCACGUCUUACGAAGUUUAACGUCUCUGAUACCCCCACGGACUUCAUUUCCCCUCCACAAUACGAUCGCGAUCUCGUACACAUUUGGCAAAGUAGUCUAGGGAAUUAGGAUACAUCUUUUGAUAAUGGGAAACAGUCCAUCACGAACCUAUGGAAGACCCGAAACUGUGUACCCACCAACGCGACCUACAGCAUGGCCUACCCACCGUAAACGUUCAAGAGGCGGUAUGGAGUCCCGUGCAUGGUAUCCUGACGAUGUAAGAAACCAGUAUCCCCAGACACGUCCUCCAUUUCCUCAGGCGCAGUUUUAUAACCCUCAACAGUUCUACCCAACGUAUGCCCCGCCAGUCACAGUGGCUCCAAUACCCUUUGCUCCUGUUGUAGGGCAGCCAGGCAUGCCACCCGUGAUACCCCCAAUGCCAAUAUUUCAGACUACACAGUCCGCCCCUCAACAUUCUGCUGCACAUGCCACCAUGCCGGCACCUCAAGUUGCAUCCUCGACGUCCGAUCAACCUGUAUUCCCACCUGCCCCCGUCCUUUUCCCUAAUGCCACCACUCCUGUGAUACCCCAACAGUCCUCUUAUUCCAGUUCACAGGAACCUGUCGAUCAACCUACUCGUCGUUCCGGUUCCCCUUACAUACAACCAGGGGCACCAUUAGCCCCGGGACAGUAUGGACCUCGAGACACUUAUGACGAUCACUCACGAACGCCAUCAUCAGAUCAUCACCAUCAUUCUCAUCACCACCAGCGAGGGAGAAGCGAUAACAUCGAAUACGACCGGCGGCAUCGGAAUCCACUUCCCUCUCCUCCGAAAGACCUCUUCGAACUUUCACCAUAUAUCACCCUUCUCCGGGAUCUCAAGCUGCCGCCUGAGGAAAGUACUCUUAGAAAGCACGCUCCUGCUGCCCCCCGGUCUGUCUUGAUCACACCAGUGGUCGCUCAUCCCCAGCAUCAGGGAUCACAGUCAAGCCGUGAAAGGAAACAGAGAAAGGGCCUCUUUCGUUCUCUCAGUUCUCGUCUUGCACCCAAACAUAGAGAACAUCAUGACAGCCAUUAUGAUAGACCCAUGUUUUUCCCUUCUACAGCACCUCCGAUAGUCAUCCCCGCGCCGGAGGGUCAACGAACGCCGGGAGGAGGUAUGCAGUACAUAUACUCUGCGCCACUGCCUGGAAUCCCGGAGCCGCAGCAAAGCAUGUUUAGCCAAUCCCCAAGAGCACCGCCCGCAGUCAUACCGAAUCGGACGCCCUCACCUACAAACAGAAUGCCGUCGCCUGCUCCUUCUCAUCGAGCCCCACGCGCUCGUACGCCGGCACCUCAGCUCUCACCUCCAAUCAAAAUAGAUCAUGAGAAUCACCUUUCUGGACUCGUUCAUUACUCUCCUCAUACUGUCCAUUUCAAUCGGAAAGUAUACCCUACGGCCCACCACCUUUUAGAAGCUCUCAAGUUUAUGGAGCAUCGGCCAGAUGUUGCAGAGCGAAUUCGGACGUGUGGCGGAGGCCCCGAAGGCGUGGACACUGCAAGUCGAAUCGCUGAUGAAAUGCGUGAUUUUGUCAGGUCUGAUUGGGAUCAAGUCGUUGUACCCACGAUGGAAGAGGUGUUGUAUAACAAACUCAUACAACAUCCAGAUCUACGGCGAUUCCUCAUGGAGACCGGUACUUCCGACCUGCUCUACUCGUCUCGUGAUGAUUUCUGGGGAGAUGGGCCCCUCGGUCAGGGUGCGAAUGAAUUGGGUAAAGCAUUGGUACGUGUAAGGGAGAGGCUACGGGAGGAAGGUUAUACCGCUGAUAUGUAGGUUACUUGUCGUAUAAUCCUGGCUAUCAUGGCAUGCUAUUUCAUACUUUAUCUGCACUAUGAAGUCCGUCACCCGAAUUCAUCGCACAUGCGAACUUCAUUUUGAAGCGACUGAGUUCGAUAAAAACGCGGGGGCGCAGACGAAUAGCCCUCUUUAUAUUUUUAAUUUUGAACACUAUCGUGCCUUCGAUAGCUCAGUUGGAAGAGCGCGAGACUGUAAUAUAUGCAUCUCUCCCCA